Microplitis demolitor is the source of this 2831-nucleotide messenger RNA. RefSeq names its product TBC1 domain family member 16 (gene TBC1D16). The record is from RefSeq and is a predicted model, not a curated record. The transcript is spliced from 4 exons. NCBI's taxonomy places the organism in Eukaryota, Metazoa, Arthropoda, Insecta, Hymenoptera, Braconidae. Gene Ontology annotation, molecular function: GTPase activator activity. The coding region runs from base 315 to 2477 and encodes 720 amino acids. Gene Ontology annotation, biological process: activation of GTPase activity. Gene Ontology annotation, cellular component: early endosome.
AUAAGUACAUAUGUUUACAACUGAUAACACCAAUUGAUAAAAAAUAUAAAUAUAAAGUAUUAAUUAUUAAUGUAUCAGUAUUUAUGACUAUCGUAUUUAAAGUAUUAUACUAUUAUAAAAUAAAAAAAAAUAUACAUAUAAUAUAACAUAACAAUGAGCGGUAGUUUUAAAUAAAGUUUAACGACCAGCUUAAAUGUUAAGUAUGAAAACUGCAAGUUUAAAUAUGGAACGAAAAAAAAUUAAAUAAUAGUUUAUUUAUAAAUAAUAUUAUUUAAUUUCAUUAGUAUAACGAAAAAUUUUAAAUAAAUUAUAAAAUGUCAUUACCGAGUUUAUUAAAAAAAGCAAGUAGUUAUAUUUUGGGUGACAGUAGUUCGAAUCCACCGGGUAUAAUUUAUCAAGAUGGUGAAGCAUUAUUUUGUAAAAAUAAUGUUUGUGUUCAUCCAACAAGUUUGAUGAGACAGCAUUGCGAAGUUAUUCAUCAUCCUGGUUAUAUGACUGUUGUAUGUAAAUUAGAUAAAAAUACAAACAUACCAAGUCUACAAUUAAGUUGGAUACCAAAUAGUACUCUUUGUAAACAUCCAACAACUUUAGAAAAUACAAUAAUAUCAAGAAAAGAAUUAUCUGUUUCAAAUGAAACUCAGUCAUUAGCAAAAAUAAAUGACGAAGACAAUUCAAUUUGUUCUGAUAAAAUAGAUGUUUGCAUUGAAGUCAAAGAACCAUUGGAUUGUAAAGACUGUGAACGAAUAUGUUCUGGGGGAUUUAAUAAUGAACCGUCGAAUGUAACAAAUAUAAAAAAUUGUAGUAAAGAAUCAUGUGAAAAAUUAAACUUAUCAACGAUUAUUAAAGAAAGUAUAUCGGCAUUGACUGAAGAGCCGCGUAGUAUUAAUUUAAAUAAUUUAAGAUCACGAUCAAUUGAUCAAGAGUCUAUUGAUAAUAUUACUAGUGGAAUUGAGCCAAAGAGUAUUAGUAGUAUUUCACUUAAUUCAUGUUGUAGUUUAUCUAAUUCACUUGAUAAUCAGGAUGUUCCUAAUUGGAUGCGAACACCAGAGCUUCUUGCUCUUCAACAUAACUUGACCUUUCCUGAAAGUACAACAGCAUCACCUAUUGCUAUGAGACGAGCACUUCAGUGUCGUAGAUUUUCAGUGGAUCUUAGCCAAAUGCGAUCUUUAAGACUUUUUUUUUCUGAUUCUGCGUGUACAAGUGGACAAUUAGUUGUAGCUAGUCGAGAAAGUCAAUAUAAAAUCCUUCAUUUUCAUCAUGGAGGUCUAGAUAGACUUGCUAAUAUUCUUAAUCAAUGGCAUCAGCUUAUAUUUUCAAAGCCCGAUCAAACGAGCGAUUGUGAAGGAACUUUACCGUAUCGACAUUUUAUGGUAUGCCGACCGGAAAUAGCUCGAGAUGAAUUACAUCCAGAAGAAGGCCAUGUACCAAUGAUAACUUCAUUAACUUGGAAGGAUUUAUUAAAUGAACGUGGACAAGUUGAAGAUGAUUUAACUUUACGUAAAGGAAUAUUUUUUGGUGGAUUAGAACCAGCUUUGAGAAAAAUAGUAUGGCCUUUUUUACUUCACUGUUAUUCUUAUCAAAGUACAUUUGAUGAUCGUGAACAAAUUGAUGAAAUACGCAGACAAGAGUAUCAAGAAAUUGAAAAAAUACGUUGCAGUAUGAAUCCAGAACAGUCUGAAUUAUUUUGGAGAAAUGUUGUUUGUAUUGUUGAAAAAGACGUUGUUCGUACUGAUCGUGCAAAUCCUUAUUAUGCUGGUGAAAACAAUCCAAACAUACAAAUAAUGAAAAAUAUUUUACUUAAUUAUGCCGUCUAUAAUGCUCAACUUGGAUACACUCAAGGAAUGUCUGAUUUAUUGGCGCCAUUGCUUGCUGAAUUAAAUUCUGAAAUAGAUGCUUUUUGGUGCUUUGCUGGACUGAUGCAACGAUCUGUUGCUGUUUGUACUCCUACUGAUACGGAUAUGGAUAAAAAUUUAUGUUAUCUCCGUGAAUUAAUCAGGAUAAUAGUACCUGAUUUUUAUGCACAUCUGGAAAAACAUACAGAUGCACUUGAACUUUUAUUUUGUCAUCGUUGGAUUCUAUUGUGCCUAAAGAGAGAAUUCCCGACAGAGAUGGCUCUAGUAAUGUGGGAAGCAUGCUGGGUUAAUUAUUUAACAGAUUACUUUCACUUAUUUCUAUGUCUUGCAAUAAUUUGCAUCUAUGCUGACGAUGUGAUAGCUCAAGAUUUACGAACUGACGAAAUGCUAUUACAUUUUAGUUCCCUUGCAAUGUAUAUGGACGGUAAUGUUAUAUUACGAAAAGCACGAGGAUUACUGUAUCAAUUUCGACAACUUGAUCGGUUGCCAUGCACUUUAGCUGGUCUUUGUCGUCAAUGUGGACCGGGUAUGUGGGACAGCAGUCAUGAUCCGGUUAUUGAAUGUGUCGAACAUGAAGAAUCUGUGUGUCCUUAUAUUGAAAACUAUCAAAAUGCUAAAUAUUAAAUUUAAUUAUUCAUCUAUAUUUUAUCAGCCAUUUAAACUUACACAUAUCCAUAUCCAUAUUAAUACAGAUAACACAAACGCACCAUAAAUUUAUUUGAUAAUAUUAUUGUUAAGGCUAAAUUUUGAAUAUAUAUACGAUAUUUAAAAAAAAUGAUAUUUAAAAAGAUUAAAUAAUAAAGGAUUUAUUAGUUGAUGAAAAAUUAAACGGAUGUUAAAUGAAAUUGAGUUAAAUAUAGAUAUAUAAAUAUUUAAUUCAUAAAUACAUUUAUCAAAACAGAUAAAUAAUUUCAUUUGUUCAUUUUUCUAAUUUAUUAUUAUUAUUUUUAUUUAUUAAAAUACGUUAUUUAGAUUAUU